This is a messenger RNA of Uranotaenia lowii, 1431 nucleotides long. RefSeq lists its product as uncharacterized. The transcript is spliced from 5 exons. NCBI's taxonomy places the organism in Eukaryota, Metazoa, Arthropoda, Insecta, Diptera, Culicidae. The annotation marks the transcript as partial. The record is from RefSeq and is a predicted model, not a curated record.
AUGGCGGACGAUCUCCGACGUCUUAUAAAGAAAGAACGAAUUCUAUGGAACCUGCUGGAAAGUUUGGACGAUUUUCUGGAAGAGUACGAAGCUGUUCAGGAUCAAGAUAUUGAUUUGGAAAAUGAAGAUGCCGAUGACGAGGCACGUGCGAUCAAGAAGGAAACCAGAAGAAAGGAAAAUGCGAAGGUGUUCAAGGAGUUCGUGAAUAGAUCCCUGAUACAUGAUAACGAACUGCUGAAUCAAAUGGACAAGUUCAAUUACCUCCGUACGUCGUUGAGAGAUGAUGCGCUUCUCCAGAUCAACCAAAUUCAGGUAUCAGCGAUCAAUUACAACCUUGCCUGGAGCGUCUUGGAAUCGAAGUAUGAAAACCACAAGUUGAUAGCCCAGGAGCACAUGAAGGCGCUACUUGCAGCACCUGCUAUGCAAAUUGAAAGUUUUGAAGGAUUGAAUGCACUGUUAACGACUUUCAAAACUAACCUUCAGCAGUUAGAGAAAUUGGGCCUGAGGACGAGCGAUUGGAGCACGCUGCUGGCGUUCAUGUUAUCACAGAAGUUGGACACAGAAACGUACCGUCUCUGGGAAACUCAUCACGCUUCUAAAGACGUGCCUUCCUUCGAAGCUAUGGCAGAGUUCCUAGAAAACCUGUGUUCGAUUCUCCAGUCAACGGCCAGUCGGAAUAUAUUUGAAAAUCAGUGGAAUUCGAGGAUUGUUCGCGUAGUUCCUGUUCGAAGUGUGGACAACGCCAUCACUACCAUCUGCAUCCAUAUUCUCCGUAUCAAAAUAGCCGGUCAAAUAUCCCAAGCUUCUCUCAAACCACUCGAAGACCUCAACGCGCGAAUAGUCAAACAAGAACCACCUCCCACAAACACGCCCACUGUUAGUCACCACACUACUACACUACUUAGUACACAACAGAACACCCAUACUGCUAUUCUAUCGACAGCCAUUGUCAAGCUGGCCGAUAGCAACGGAAACACUGUCUCAGCUCGUGCAUUAUUGGACAAUGGGUCCCAAAUCUGUUUAAUGACCGAGGAUUUAUCGAAAAAGCUGAACUUCGUACGUUUUCGAGAAAGUCUUCCCGUGAAAGGUGUUGGAGGUUGUACAAAUGUUUCGAAAGAGUCGGUCCUGGCUCGUGUUUUGUCUUGUACAUCCCCGUUUACUACCGCUGAGAGAAAAUUCUAUGUGCUACCGCAAAUCACGUUGGAUUUGCCCCAAAGUAGCAUCAAUGUCAGUACCUGGAAACUGCCGCCGUCUAUCAGUCUUGCAGAUCCUGAAUUCAACCAAUCGAGCCCUGUUGAUAUUGUGAUAGGAGUGUCUUUGUUUUACGAUGUGUUGUUACCGAACCAGAUGAAGAUUGAUGAUGCCGGCCUAAUGCUACAAAACACUCGUCUUGGAUGGAUCGUCGCAGGAGAGCUACCGGAAACACCAAUU